Messenger RNA from Erigeron canadensis, 1788 nucleotides. RefSeq names its product F-box/FBD/LRR-repeat protein At1g80470-like. The coding region runs from base 23 to 1576 and encodes 517 amino acids. Gene Ontology annotation, molecular function: protein binding. The record is from RefSeq and is a predicted model, not a curated record. The transcript is spliced from 3 exons. Lineage: Eukaryota; Viridiplantae; Streptophyta; Magnoliopsida; Asterales; Asteraceae.
ACGAAAAGGUGUAUCAGAGAAAAUGGACUUUGAUCAUGAGAAUGUUAGAUUAGUUGUGAGUGAAGAUAGAUUGAGCAGUUUGCCUGAUGAACUUAUUCAUAAAAUUCUCUCUUGUAUUGAUGACACCGAGUUUGUUGUUCAAACAUGUUUGCUGCUGUCUCCAAGAUGGAAGGUUCUCUGGAAGUCGGUGCCUUGUCUCAGCUUUUCUCGUCGUGGUUUCCCUACUGUACAUAAAUUCUCCAAGUUUGUGACAAAUGUUCUUUCUCGCCGCAACAAUCACGUGGAAGUGUCUACUGUUAAGCUAAAUUACAGUGGAGCAGCCAGUCAAGCGUUUGUUAAAAAGAUCGCAAAGUAUGCGUUUUCUCACAAUGUCCAGGAAUUAAUCGUUAUCAGUAGGCCCAAAAACCACUAUGAAUACCCUCCUUGCCUUUUUAACUCAACCUCUCUUAAACAUUUCACUUUUAGCAGUGAGCUACUUAGAUCCGACUUAACACCUAAAAUACCUAAGACACCUUGGAACUUUCCUGCCUUAACUUCUUUGAAUCUCAGUGAAAUCACAUUGUGUGAGGAUAACCGUGAGUACCUUGAUCUUUUCUCCAAGUGUGUGAACUUGAAGAACCUUUCUUUGAAUACUGUCAUUGUCGAGGCUAAGGUAUUUGACAUCAUUACCCCUCGACUUUCCAGUCUUGUGCUUAUCAAAGACUUGCGUUCACCUGUUAUCAAUGUGAUUGCACCUCAACUAGAAAAUCUCACUAUAUGUGGUUGCGAAAUCAAUCACUUGGAUGCGGCACCUGGGCUUUCAUCUUUUGCUUACACAGGUUACGGUCCUCCUAAGUGGCUUAAAGGUCGUUUCCAUUCUUUAAACAAGGUGAGUGUCUGUUUGUCCUUCCGUCGCUCAAACAUGCUUUAUGACGAGGAAGAUGCUCGUGAGACUAUCAGCAUGCUUCAAGAACUCAAGAGUGCCAAAAUUCUUACGCUUAACUUUGACAUUGUUGAGUGCCUUUCCGCAUAUCCAGAUUUGCUGUCACAUCUUCCUUCACCUUUUAGUAACUUGAUUUGCUUAGAUAUAGACCCCAACAGGAGGAAGGAUGCAUAUAAAAUAAACGUGUCUACUGAAGCUAGAAAUUUCUUGCUUGAGAACUCUCCAAGUGCCACGUUCAUCAUGGAUAUACCAGAGGAACCGCCUUCAAAAGCUAUGAUUGCAAAACAGGCUAGGGAGAUGAAAAGAGCCAAUCUAAUUGCAGAUAUUGAAAGAUGUAUGACAGAAUUGCAAGCAUUACUAGAACAGGAAAAUACGACGCUUGUGAAGAGAAAGGAAGCAGAGGUAAAGAAAAAGGUAGCUCUUGAGAACAUUAUUUCAGAAGUAAAGGUAUGGGCAAAGAAAAAGAUAAUGCGAAGUGAACCUGAGCAACCAAAGGAAUCUGCCGAGAGUCGGGAGGUAGGGGCUGGACUGAUGACACAGUUUCGGGCCCGUCUGACAGAUUUGCAGGAUCUGGCUAAGCCGAAUUGUUACAGAUCUCAAGAUCAUUCGUUCAAAGAAGAGAUGGGUUCUAUUAUUAAUAAAAAAGGUGCCUAAGAGACAGAGGAUGGAGAUGGAAACACGCUAUGCUAGUCAACUCGAAGAAGCAGAAAGUCUAUCUGUUCGUCUGCACUCAACAUUUGAAGAUAUAUAUAAAUAUCUGAAUGAAAUGAUUGAUGGUGUUACUGAAUCUAUAUCUGAUGGCAAUUCAACACGUCAAGAUGUAUCCAGUAGCAAACUUCCUUUGACAUCACAACUAUCUUCUUCUU